Messenger RNA from Hypoxylon trugodes, 1053 nucleotides. Its product is annotated as NAD(P)-binding protein. The transcript has a single exon. The record is from RefSeq and is a predicted model, not a curated record. The coding region runs from base 1 to 1053 and encodes 350 amino acids. Lineage: Eukaryota; Fungi; Ascomycota; Sordariomycetes; Xylariales; Hypoxylaceae. Gene Ontology annotation, molecular function: oxidoreductase activity, acting on the CH-OH group of donors, NAD or NADP as acceptor.
AUGGCUACUAAGCUCAAACUCCCAUCCAACCCUCUUAUCGCCCCAGGCGCUACGAUCCUGAUAACCGGCGCCAACGGAUUAAUCGCAUCGCACGUCGUCGACCAAUUCCUAGCUGCCGGUUACAAAGUCCGAGGCACGGUCCGUGACCCCGCAAAAUGCGAAUGGAUGACGUCCCUGUUUGCCGCCCGCCAUCCUUCUAGUCAGCUCGAGCUUAUUGAAAUAGCGGAUUUCGCGGCUCCGGGAAAUUGGAAUCAGGCCGUUAAAGGAGUUGCCGGCGUAGCUUCUAUUGCCGGCAGUGUCGGAUUGGAUGUGCAAGACAUCGGUGCAGCGCUCGACAAAGAGUUGCCAUGGCUUGAGGUGCUGCUCCAGGCAGCUAAGGACGAGCCUAGCGUAAAGGCGUUCAUAUACACGAGCAGUGGAAUGGCAGCGUGGAAGGCCGAUCCGAAGAAAAAGGUCAAAUUGGGAUAUGAUUCGUAUAACGAGGAUGCGAUACGGAUCGGUCUAGGUAACGGGUCUCCCUCGGAAAAGGGCAUAUUCCCGUACAUGGGGUUUAAAGCAGUCCUCGAGCAAAAGCUCUGGGACUGGGUUAAGAGGGAGAACCCAUCGUACACAUUCAACACGAUUCUGCCGAAUACCGUCUGCGGCCAAUGUCUCGACCCGAAGGGCCAAGGGAUCCCGAGCACCAAUGCGUUCGUUAAGGCACUCUUCGACGGACAGAGCCUUGACGUCUUGAAGUAUCUCGUUCCGCAGUGGCAAUCUGACACGCGCGACCUUGGUGCGCUAUAUGUCGCGGCGCUGAUCACGCCGGGCGUAGACCGCGAGAGAUUGUACGCGUUCAGCGACCGCCAUAGCUGGCCCCGAGUCGCGCAGAUACUGAAAGAGUUGUAUCCGCAAAGGAACAUUCCGAUAUUGGAAGAUGACGGUUGGGACCAAACAGAUGUGCCAAACCAGAGAGGUAGGGACUUGUUGAGGGGGUUGGGGUUAAAGGGGUGGACGACGCUGGAGGAAAGCGUUAAGGCUUGUGCGGAGAGCUGCUUGGAACUUGAGGGUUAG